Messenger RNA from Fusarium musae, 2064 nucleotides. RefSeq lists its product as uncharacterized. Bases 1 to 2064 code for a protein of 687 amino acids. Gene Ontology annotation, molecular function: protein kinase activity; ATP binding. Gene Ontology annotation, biological process: protein phosphorylation. The record is from RefSeq and is a predicted model, not a curated record. Lineage: Eukaryota; Fungi; Ascomycota; Sordariomycetes; Hypocreales; Nectriaceae. The transcript has 2 exons.
AUGGAUCCCCGAUUACCAAAAGCAGUGCAACUCAACCUCGACUAUUCGUCGCCCGACUUUGUAGUCGACAACAACCUUAACUCUUCUGCGGACAUGUUCUCCCUGGGACUCAUGUCGGUCGCCCUAUACAACUCACCCCAUAGGUCUCCUCUUGAAUGCCACGGCAGUUUAUCUACGUACAAGCGACUGUUCUCUUCAUCUUCCAGCGUUCCAUCCGCCAGUAAUAAUUAUCUUUCAUCACGGCCUCUUCCUAGAGAACUUUCGCAUGAUGUUCUGCCUCGACUCAUCACAAGACGGCCUGCUCAGCGAAUGACGGCGCGCGAGUUUCAACAGAGCGAGUAUUUCGAUAACAUUCUUGUGUCGACGAUUCGAUUUCUUGAUUCGUUUCCUGCCAAGACUGCAAACGAAAAGGCCUCUUUCAUGCGAGGUCUUAACAAGGUGCUACCCUCGUUUCCCAAGUCUGUGAUGGAGAAGAAGAUUCUACCGGCAUUGAUAGAGGAGCUCAAGGAUCGAGAUCUUCUUUCGCUCAUUCUGCAAAACGUCUUCAAGAUCCUCGAUCUCUUACCGUCUGCCAAGAGGGCGUUCAGUGAGAAGGUCCGUCCAGCAUUGAGAGAAAUCUUUGUAGUCAACGCCAAGCAGACACAAGAGAAAGAUCCAGCCAGGGACGCGGGUCUUAUGGUUGUUCUUGAACAUAUCUCAUCCAUUUCCAGCAACUGCUCUGGGAAAGAAUUUAAAGACGAUAUGCUCCCGGUCAUAAUGGCAGCAAUUGAGUGCCCGACACACUCAAUUGUUGAUGCUGCUCUCCGCAGUCUGCCUGUCGUACUACCGGUGCUCGAUUUCAGCACAAUUAAAAAUGAGCUGUUCCCAGUCAUUGCCGCUGUUUUCAGCAAGACGAACAGUCUUGCUAUUAAAGUCCGCGGACUGCGAGCCUUUGUAAUUCUUUGCGGCGGAACAAACGAUAAUGGCGAAAACGACGGGCUCAAUGGCCUGGAAAACAAGAAGACGUCAUCUUCGAGUGCCUUGGACAAGUACACUAUGCAGGAGAAGAUUGUCCCACUCAUCAGAGUGAUCAAGACGAAGGAACCUGCCGUUAUGAUGGCAGCCCUCAACGUACUACGGGUCGUGGGCUCAGUAGCUGAUGCUGAAUUUGUUGCGAUGGAAAUUCUGCCCAUUCUCUGGAGCAUGAGUUUGGGCCCACUGCUCAAUUUGAAGCAGUUCCAAGGUUUCAUGGAGCUCAUCAAGAGUUUGUCUCGAAGGGUUGAGGACGAGCAGACAAGAAAACUUCAAGAACUUGGCGGCCCUUCCAACGGCGCUGCUGCUCCAAGCGAAGACUUCAUGGCAUUUGGCGGUGUCACUGGUACAACCUUUGAUCAGAGCAAUGGAGCUACAGAAGACGAUUUUGAGAAUCUCGUCAAAGGACGCAUGGGUAGUCCUAGGUCGAGCACAGCAACCCCCAGUUGGGAUGACCCAGCCAAAUCGAAAUCGAGUACCCCCGCACCUACAUUCUCAUGGUCGACACCUCCACCUACGAAUAACCCUGCAUUAAAACCUCCAGCUCAGAAGGCUCCGUCUUUCAGAACCGUAACACCGGAUCUAGGCCGUUUCGAGGCUCUCACACCGUCAUCUACUCAGUUCAGUCAACCACUACAGCCCACACCGAGCCAAUCCUUCCAACCUCCAACCCAACUUCAGCAACAACCGCUGGCUCCACAGCAGCCUUUGACUGCUUCGACAUCCGGUUCAUCUAUCAACUGGUCUGCUGCUGCCGCCAAAGCUACACCCAGCCCAUGGGGAAGCUCCUCUGGGUUCGGUACUAGUGCGUCUACCAGCAACAUGGGCUCCUCGAUGGCAAACAUGUCUCUCAACUCAACAUCGCGGCAACCGCCAUUUACGCUCCCACCGCCACCAGGCAACGCAUCUACUACUUCCUCUUCGUUCACAAUGCCCCCACCACCAACAACAAACUGGAGUGGUAUGAGUUCGAUGAGCAACACAACACAGAACACAACGCAGAACAACAUGGGACAAAAGUCGGGAUUGGAUAAAUAUGAGAGUCUGAUUUAG